UGCUCGAGAAGUCAGAGAGAGAGUCUCUGCUGGGCUUUGCACUCUCUCUGUCCACUUGCUGUUGUGAAGGAAAUUUUUUUUUUUAACCUGACUGGACAAAGUUUUUAUUAUACCAGUGACAUUUCCAAGCUGUUUCGUACUUUGAAGAGUUUUGAGAAUUCCUGCCGACGCUUUUCCUGAGGGAAGCCAUGCCCUACCACAGAGUCCUUCGCCUGGUCCUGCUAACACUGUGCAGCAUCCUGGUCCCUGCUGUGCUGGCAGCAGAGUACCCGCAGGGCCCAGUCCCCACCCUCUGGAACGAGCCGCCCGAGCUGCCCUCCGGAGCCGGCCCCUUCGACGCCGCCACCACCACAGCCCGGCUUUCAGACGCCACCGCCUUCCCCCCAUACACCUCCGAGCUGGAGCCCGAGGACACCACCCACCUGCACCGCCUGGACGCCGAGGACGGCUCGCUGGGGCCUGGAGCUAUCGGUGCCAUUGUCAUCGCCUCCCUCCUGGGCACGUCCGUGCUUGUCGCCUUGGUCGUCAUCACGCUGAGGAAGUUCUCGGCCUCCUGAACUCAAUAAAAGAUUUUUCUGUAAUACA
Balearica regulorum gibbericeps (East African grey crowned-crane) is the source of this 585-nucleotide messenger RNA. RefSeq names its product secondary ossification center associated regulator of chondrocyte maturation (gene SNORC). Gene Ontology annotation, cellular component: cell periphery. NCBI's taxonomy places the organism in Eukaryota, Metazoa, Chordata, Aves, Gruiformes, Gruidae. Gene Ontology annotation, biological process: cartilage development. The record is from RefSeq and is a predicted model, not a curated record.